Molecule: messenger RNA, 815 nt
Organism: Trichomycterus rosablanca
Lineage: Eukaryota; Metazoa; Chordata; Actinopteri; Siluriformes; Trichomycteridae
Exons: 9
Coding region: 108-638 (176 amino acids)
Source: RefSeq, a predicted model, not a curated record
GCCGCUGUUCCCUCAGUACAGUGUUUGUGUUUAUAGAGCUGCACUAUCAGUCCGAGGUAGAUUCAGAUCCCUUCAGUGAUCGCGGAAUCCAGUUGAUCAUUGUUUAAAUGGCCAAUGGGGACAGUGCACAUGCAACAGUGUGGAUCGCACUCAAGAGGCUGGAUCUAAAUGAUAACAGAGUUGUAGCUCUGAGGAAAGUUCACAUUCCCAGAGGGACAAAAAUGACCACUGUAAGACAGAUUGUAGCUUAUUCAUUCAGACUAGACCUUGCUCAGGUGACAUUUAAGCUACGCAACAGUCAAGGCUUUUUGAUUCCCUUGAAUGACAGCAUUGCAGUAAACAGCAAACAAAUGCCUUAUGUCUUGGAGGUGGCCAAAUACUUUCAGCAUGUUAGCGCAAGGCCAAGAAACAUCGCAAUGACUGUGAUUAACAAGAGCUUGAAGUCAAGACUGCAAAAUAUUGUGAGAGGGAUGGAAAAACUGGAAGAACUGCUCCCUGAAAUAAAGAAAAAACAGCAUGAGAAGAUGAUUAAGGACAUUGAAUUGUUGAACCAGAAGCUACAAUUUCUUCAUAAAAGAAUGGAGAUGGCAGAGUCGUACUGCUGGGAGGGCAUGUUUAAACGAGCACCACUCUGGUGAAAUCUUUUAGAUAAACUGCAUUUCAGUCUCAACUACAAACUGCAGAAACUUUAUAUCUUUUUUCAUUAUAUUGAGAAUAUUUAUAAUUAAAGUUAUUUGUGUGUACCUUGUGCUUUGACAUGUACCUACAAUAUGCUGAUAAAAAGGAGUUAGAUGAAUAAAAGCCUUUUAAUUCUU